Camelus dromedarius (Arabian camel) is the source of this 2680-nucleotide messenger RNA. RefSeq names its product acyl-CoA dehydrogenase family member 8 (gene ACAD8). The coding region runs from base 261 to 1331 and encodes 356 amino acids. Gene Ontology annotation, molecular function: acyl-CoA dehydrogenase activity; flavin adenine dinucleotide binding. NCBI's taxonomy places the organism in Eukaryota, Metazoa, Chordata, Mammalia, Artiodactyla, Camelidae. The record is from RefSeq and is a predicted model, not a curated record. The transcript is spliced from 11 exons. Gene Ontology annotation, cellular component: mitochondrion. Gene Ontology annotation, biological process: lipid metabolic process.
CUCCGGGGCCUCCGUGGGAGGGACGUGGGACGCUGGCGGCUCGGGCUCCGUGCUUGCGGCUGACGCUGCCCCUUAAUUGUUCGGAGCGUUACCGGCCCGGUAGCACGUCCCACCAGCUGGUUUCACUGUCCGGAGCUGCGCCGUGUUACCCAUCCUGCUUUCACAGAAAGACUGGAUUCGCUGCAGAAACGCCUUCCAUUGGACUAAAUGAAGAGCAGAAAGAGUUUCAGAAGGUGGCUUUCAACUUUGCUGCCCGGGAGAUGGCUCCACACACAGCAGAGUGGGACCAGAAGGAGCUGUUCCCAGUGGACGUGAUGCGGAAGGCAGCCCAGCUGGGCUUUGGGGGGGUCUACAUGCGCACAGAUGUAGGAGGGUCUGGACUGUCACGCCUCGAUGCCUCUGUCAUCUUUGAGGCCUUGGCCACCGGCUGCACGAGCACCACCGCCUAUAUAAGCAUCCACAACAUGUGUGCCUGGAUGAUUGAUGCUUUUGGAAGCGAGGAGCAGAGGCACAGAUUCUGCCCCCCACUCUGUGCCAUGGAGAAGUUUGCUUCCUACUGCCUUACCGAACCAGGGAGCGGGAGUGAUGCCGCCUCCCUCUUGACCUCAGCCAAGCGACAAGGAGAUCAUUACGUCCUCAAUGGCACCAAGGCCUUCAUCAGUGGUGGAGGCGAAGCGGACACCUACGUGGUCAUGUGCCGAACAGGAGGGCCAGGCCCCAAAGGCAUCUCCUGCGUGGUUGUUGAGAAGGGGGCCCCUGGCCUCAGCUUCGGCAAGAAGGAGAAGAAGAUGGGGUGGAACUCCCAGCCAACCCGAGCGGUGAUCUUUGAAGACUGUGCUGUACCCGUGGCCAACAGAAUUGGGGCCGAGGGCCAGGGCUUCCUCAUUGCCAUGCAAGGACUGAAUGGAGGAAGGGUCAACAUUGCGUCCUGCUCCCUGGGCGCUGCUCACGCCUCGGUCAUCCUUGCUCGAGACCACCUCAAGAUCCGGAAGCAGUUUGGAGUGCCUCUGGCCAAUAACCAGUACCUGCAGUUCAAGCUGGCUGACAUGGCGACCAGGCUGGUGGCCUCGCGGAUGAUGAUCCGCAGUGCGGCAGUAGCUCUGCAGGAGGAGCGGGAGGACGCGGUGGCCCUGUGCUCCAUGGCCAAGCUCUUUGCAACUGAUGAAUGCUUCGCCAUCUGCAACCAGGCACUGCAGAUGCACGGGGGCUACGGCUACCUGAAGGACUACGUGGUUCAGCAGUACGUGCGGGACACCAGGGUCCAUCAGAUCCUCGAAGGCAGCAACGAGGUGAUGCGCAUGCUGGUCUCCAGGAGCCUCCUGCAGGAGUAGCCCGGCCCGGCCCAUGUGUGAGCCAUGCUGAGUGCACCCUGGACUCGCUCCAGGGUGCAGCCUUCCUGGGGGACCUUCGGAGCAUCCACUGCAGGACCAGAGGAGCCGCCCCAAUUGGGCCGACGCAGGAAGACCACUGCCUUGCUCUGGUGUGGAGGGCGACCGCUGGGCACUGACCCCAGACCACUGCCCUUCCUGACCCACACGGUCUUGACUGGUCUGUAGUUUGCCUGCUCACCAGAUCCUCUCCCGGGGACGUGAGUGCUUUGGUAGAGGGUUUUCCGGAUUGUAAAGCAGAGAGAAACGGUGAGAAAACGUCAUCUCUUUCUGUCCCUUGUGCCUCAGCUCAGGACACAGAAGGUUCCUGUGGGUUGCAGCAGCCCCUCUGAGAGUAAAUCAUGAUAAAAUGAGUGUCUGGGAGCUCUUCUCUGAAGCUGUGUAUGAUUCAGGGUGUGUCUGCACCGGGGCCACCCGAAUACCAAGGGCUGAGAUCGUUUGGAGUUUAGAUGCGUGCUGUUUCCCGAGCAUCUGAGUGAUGCUCAGAGUGUCUGCUACCUCCCCUGAUAAGUGCUUUGAGGAUGCUUUUUUCUAUCUGAGCUUUGUUUUUCUUUCUUGCUUCUGUUUUUAAGUGUUUUAAUCACUACAUUUAUGAAUAAAAGAUAUCCCUCUCUACCUUCUCCAGGUCUAUUAAAUUUUUAUUUUAUCUUCCUAACUAAGCCUUCACAACUAUUUUUUAAAAUUUAAUUAAACAUUUAACUCAACUUUAGAACAAUAAAUAAAAAUCUCUCCUUGAUUAAGUUGGUUUUUAAAAAAUAGGCCCCUAAAAUUACUAAUAGUUUUGUGAGCUAAGUGCUGUUUAUGGUUCAUGAAAGUAGAUUUAAAGUAACACAGAUGGGGACUUUGGAGACCCUGUUGGAGGUGAUCCUUACAUUAUCCAACCCCGUCAUCUCUACAGGAAAAAAUCUAAGGUAUUUUGUUACACAUCAGUGUUUGCAAGAGACCAAUAUGUGCACUGUCAGCUACUGUGAAGGAAAAGCCAGGCUGGGCCUACUCGUAAAUCUAAGUUAAUAAGUGUCGGUUUGCUGAUUCCCUGCUCAUUUUUUUUGCUAGCCAGCUGGAUUUUCAGAGAGACACAUCUGGCCUUGGAAUGUCGGUCUGCUGCCUCCCUGCCUCUGCUUUUGUGAUAAUGGUGCUGCUACAGCUGUUCCGUGCCUAUUGGCCGAAUACCCCAAGCUUGUAAUUAACCCUAUAAAACCUCAUGCACACGUCUUGGAGGUGCUCAGAGCUUCGGAGCAAAAGUCCCUCUUGAGCCCACUGGCGUAAUAAAUCUGAGUACUCCAACCCUCCGA